Messenger RNA from Debaryomyces hansenii CBS767, 783 nucleotides. It is a transcript of the gene HAC1, whose product is annotated as transcription factor. Gene Ontology annotation, biological process: positive regulation of transcription by RNA polymerase II. The coding region runs from base 1 to 783 and encodes 260 amino acids. NCBI's taxonomy places the organism in Eukaryota, Fungi, Ascomycota, Pichiomycetes, Serinales, Debaryomycetaceae. The record is from RefSeq and is a predicted model, not a curated record. Gene Ontology annotation, molecular function: DNA-binding transcription factor activity, RNA polymerase II-specific. The transcript has a single exon.
AUGGCCGAUAUUGUUGAUAAUUUGGAAUCGGCGAAUUUCAAAUCGUCGCUCCCACCAAGGAAGAGAGCUAAAACUAAGGAAGAGAAGGAACAACGUCGUGUGGAGCGAAUUCUCAGGAAUAGAAGGGCAGCACAUGCGUCGCGUGAAAAGAAGAGAAAGCACGUUGAAUACUUGGAGAGCUAUGUGUUGAAAUUGGAAGACAACAUGUCGAGGUUGCAGAGCAACUUUGAUGGUGUAUGUGGACAGAUGUCGGCGAAACAGCUUGCAAAGAUAGACAUGCAAGAAAUGGACGAUUUGCAAGACUUGAAGGACAAGAUUCACACCAAUCUCAACGGGUCGCUUUUGGCGAAUGAGGGGGGAGACGACAAUCUCGACGAAGAAUUGACCCCACCGGCCGAGCAACCGGAUACGAAGAGAAGAAAGCUUUCUUCGGCCAACAGCUGUAGUUCGUUGACUACAGACCUGACCGAGUCGGUCGAACAGGAACAAGUGUCGUCCGACAAGGUGAACCAGAUACCACACAUCAAAAUGGAACCAAAUAGUGAUUCUAAUGAAUUGCUAUCGAUAACGAACGAAAAUGUUUACUACAACUAUUUAUCACCUAUUUCGAUUAAUUCGCCUAUCAAUUCUCCUAUUGAUUUGACGUUGAAGAAAUCGAGCGAAAACUUACCUCCAUUAUCAUUAGCCAACAACGACGGUGAUAUUGAUUCUUUAAAGGUGUACGAUCCUAUGGGGCAAAAUUCAGAAGAGAUUUUGUUGCCAAGGAGUUACGAUCAUCAAUGA